AUGAAAGAAGAAUCAGAUGCGCUAAUGAAGAUGACGGUUGAGAGUGAAAAAGUUGGCAAAUUGAUUCAAACAUUGUCAGAUGAUGUCGUAAAAGAACUUGCUAAAUUUUUUGGUAUAAAAUUCAUGUCUUCAACUUCCUACGAUUCUGUGAUUGAAUAUUUGCAAGAGCGUUAUAAUAAAAAAGAAUCUCGUUUUUCUGUUAUAGCUAGAUUGUCGGACACUUCAAAGAAACAAGACACAUUAUUCGACUGGUUUUCUCGUUUACGUUCGAUGACUCAUCAGUUCAAGGCAAAAUUUAGUACAGAACUGUGCGAUCUUGUGAUUAUCAAAGACAUUAUAUCUCAACUCCAUGAACCAUUGAAGAUUGAAUCUAUUAAGUAUGUUGAGUCCACUUCGCUUGAGGAACUUAAUCUCACAAACUUUUUAUCUUAUGUAGAAACUCUUCAACUAGCAACUUCUAUAGACCAAAUUAAUGCAUUUAAAGUUGUCAGAAAAAAGCGUCAAAGAAAGAAUCCACGUUAUUGUAAACGAUCUUUCGGCACCAAGCAGAAAGACGUUGAUACUAUCACUUUUGAUUCAGUCGAUUUUUUGUCAACAUGCUCGAAAUUUAUUGCUGUGAAUCUAUCUUCUACUGUUUCAUGUAAUAUGAAGAUUGAUACAGGUGCUGAUGAUUCUGUUUUACCUUUUUCUUUUUACAAAAAGAAUCUCUCGAAUGUCCCGCUUCAAAAAACUUCAAAGACUUGUACUUCAGCUACUAAUGCUUCUAUUAAAGUGUAUGGCUUUUUCAAUUUUUCAUUCAAUAAUGUUUCUUAUCCUUGCUAUGUUGCUGAUGUUGCAAGACCGCUUUUAGAUGGUAACGCGGCUUGGAUAGCUGUUCAACUGCAAUUAUCUUCAAAAGUAGAUGAAAUCAAGCACGAUCCUAAUCUCCUCUCACAAAUCAAACAAAAAUUUCCAAACUUGUUCAAUCUUUCAGGUAAACAAACUGGUGUUUAUGAUUAUAUUGUUGAUGACGAUAUACUUAAUCAUCCUCUAUUUUUUAUCCCACCACGUCGUAUUCCUUUUGGACUGGAAAAUGAUGUUAAAAGUAUUAUAGAAGAAUGGGAAAAGCAAAACAUUAUCACGAAACACACUUCAAUUGCUAAAUGGAAUACGCCAUUGUGUUUAGUUAAGGCAUCAACAAAGCCUUUACGUAUCUGUAUGGAUUUUUCUGCAACUGUUAAUCGUGUUACGAGUACUCGCUGCACUUUACUUGAUAAUUUUGAUGCUCUUUUUAGAGAUUUAAGUGAUGCUUACUUUUUCACACACUUUGACCUAUCCUCAGCAUUUUUGCAACUACGGUUAUCUGAUUCACUAUCAUCCAUAAUGACUUUUAAAGUUUUAAAUACUACUUAUAAAUGGCUUCGUUGUUCUUUUGGAUAUAAAAAUUCUCCAUACCAUAUGCAAACAUUUUUAUCAUGGGUACUUCGUGAUUGUGUUGAAUUUACGAAAAUCUACUAUGAUGAUAUUUUAAUAUAUGCAUCAAAUAUGUCAGAUCUUACUAAAUAUACUUUCCAGGUUUGUGAACAAUUGGACUAUUAUAAUUUCGUAUUGAACGCACAAAAGUCAGUUUUUGGAUCCAAUGUUACUGAUGCUGCCAAAAAUUCCAUUCUUUCAAUUCGCUCUCCCCAAAAUGUUGCUGAUAUACGUACAAUUUUAGGUGUUUGUGCUCAUUACGCUGAUGCUAUUCCAAAAUUGAUGAAUUUUAUUCUCUUACUUUCUCCGUUGUGUCGUAAGUAUGCAAAAUUUGAAUGGAGCUCCACAUUAGAAUCACUUUUUCAAAAAUUCAAGGCUAGCAUUCUAUCAUUAUCACAUAGCUACUUCUUUGAGAAAAAUCGACCGACCUAUUUAUCAUGCGAUGCUUCAAGUAUCGCAAUUGGAGGCGUGUUAGAACAACAAGUUAAUAUUGGUGGAAAGUCAGUCCGUGUUCCAGUUUUAUAUUUUAGUAAAGCUCUAUCUCAGUCACAAAUCAAUUACUCUCAAACUGAAAAAGAACUUUUUGCACUGAUUACUGGACUUCAAAAAUUUAAAUAUUAUAUCAUGGCUUCCAACUGCAAAAUGUCAGUCAAAGCAAAAAAACCAAUUCCUAAUCAUAUUUCUGGUCGUCUUCAACGCUGGCUACUAAUUGUUCAAUCUUAUUGUCUGUCUGUUGAUUUUAUCCCAACAUCUAAUUUUUGCAUGCCGGAUCUUCUUUCUAGAAUGGUAGCUACAAUGGAUACAUCUUCUGAGUUAGUUAUUUCGGAAAUGUGUGUUGAAAGAGAGUUUGCUGCUGUUAACUUCAAUACCUUCUUUUCGGAAAGUAAUUUUCGUUCGGCAAUCUCUGAAGAUGUGGAUAUUGGCAGAAUCAAAAAGUUUCUUAGUGAUGGUUUUCCCGUUUUUUCAUCUCUAUCAAAACAUGACAAAUGA
This is a messenger RNA of Strongyloides ratti, 2442 nucleotides long. Its product is annotated as Reverse transcriptase domain-containing protein. The transcript has 4 exons. Bases 1 to 2442 code for a protein of 813 amino acids. The record is from RefSeq and is a predicted model, not a curated record. Lineage: Eukaryota; Metazoa; Nematoda; Chromadorea; Rhabditida; Strongyloididae.